Fusarium vanettenii 77-13-4 is the source of this 687-nucleotide messenger RNA. RefSeq lists its product as uncharacterized. Gene Ontology annotation, molecular function: cutinase activity. The coding region runs from base 1 to 687 and encodes 228 amino acids. Gene Ontology annotation, biological process: carbohydrate catabolic process. The transcript is spliced from 3 exons. Gene Ontology annotation, cellular component: extracellular region. Lineage: Eukaryota; Fungi; Ascomycota; Sordariomycetes; Hypocreales; Nectriaceae. The record is from RefSeq and is a predicted model, not a curated record.
AUGAAGUUCCUCCCCUUCGUUGCUCUGCUGGCGGGCCUUUCCAGGGCCCUUCCACUCGAUGCCGCGGCCAAUGAUGGCAGUCUUACCACUCGAGCUCUCUUCUCGAGUGAUGAGCUGCUCGACGGGGACGCGGGUUCUUGUCCCAGCGCAAUCUUGGUGUAUGCUCGUGGCUCCCUGGAGUUCGGAAACCUGGGCUUCUUAGGGGGCCUUGUCGGUGAUGGUAUCAAAACUGUGCUUGGCGAAGACCAAGUCUGGACCCAAGGAGUUGGGGGAGACUACUCUGCCGCCAUUGGCGACAAUGGACUGCCCGAUGGAACUAGCCCAGAGGCUAUUCAGGAGAUGAUCGGUCUCUUCGAGCUUGCUGAUAAAAAAUGCCCUAAUGCUACGCUUGUUUCUGGAGGCUGGAGUCAAGGUGCGGCCCUGGUCGCCGCGUCCAUCCGUGACCUGAACCCAACUAUCCGUGGCAAGAUUGCUGGCGUGAUUCUCUUCGGCUACACCAAGAAUAAACAGAACAACGGUCGCAUUCCUAACUAUCCCGCCGACCGCCUUCGAGUGUUCUGUAACGAUGGCGAUGCAGUUUGCGAGGGUGAACUUAGUAUUACGAUUCCUCAUCUGUUUUACCUGAGUGAGGCGCGUCGCGAAGCUCCUGAGUUCCUCAUUGAGCAAAUUAACAAGUACCAAGCUUGA